Molecule: messenger RNA, 2264 nt
Organism: Dioscorea cayenensis subsp. rotundata (Guinea yam)
Lineage: Eukaryota; Viridiplantae; Streptophyta; Magnoliopsida; Dioscoreales; Dioscoreaceae
Product: L-type lectin-domain containing receptor kinase S.4-like
Exons: 1
Coding region: 100-2193 (697 amino acids)
Biological process (GO): protein phosphorylation
Cellular component (GO): plasma membrane
Molecular function (GO): protein kinase activity; ATP binding; carbohydrate binding
Source: RefSeq, a predicted model, not a curated record
GUCCCAGUCCCAGUCCCUUCUUUAUUAUUUGUCCUUACUUUUUUUGUCAUUCUUUCCUCACUCUCUCCAUUCCAUUCCUCCAUACAACACAACACAACAAUGAUGUCCAUCCUCCUCCUUCUCCUCCUUCCCAUCUCAUCCUCCCAACAAACCGAGUUCUUCUACGCCGGCUUCUCCAACAGCAGCGAUGCCAACACCAACACCAACACCAACAUCAGCCUCAACGGCGUUGCUGAGAUCGAAGACAACGGAAUCCUCCGUCUCACCAACGAAACCAGCAGGCUCAUAGGCCGCGCUUUCUAUCCAAUCCCGCUUCCCUUCAAGAACUCCACCUCCGCCUCCGUCUUCUCUUUCUCCACCUGCUUCGCCUUCGCCAUCGUCCCUGAGUACCCCAAGCUCGGCGGUCAUGGCUUUGCCUUCGUCAUCUCCACCUCCUCCUCCCUCCCUGGUGCCCUCCCCAGCCAAUACCUUGGUCUUCUCAAUGCCACCGACAAUGGUAACGCUACCAACCACGUCUUCGCCGUCGAGUUCGACACUGUUCAAGACUUCGAGUUUGGCGACAUCAACGACAACCAUGUCGGCAUCGACAUCAACAGUAUGACCUCCAAUGUAUCCAAAGCCGCUGCUUAUUUCUCCGAUGAUUUCACCAAACAAGAUCUCAAUCUUAAGGGCGGCGACACAAUCCAAGCUUGGAUCGACUACGAUGCCGUGUCCAAGGUGCUCAAUGUCACCAUCGCCCCCUCCUCCACGAAACCCACCAUUCCGCUCAUCUCUUUCCCCGUUGAUCUUUCGCCGAUUCUCCACGAUAACAUGUUCGUCGGUUUCUCCGCUUCUACCGGGCUUCUCGCCAGCUCCCAUUAUCUCUUCGGCUGGAAUUUCAAGAUGAACGGCGUCGCCAGAUCUCUCGACCUCUCUUCACUCCCUUCGUUACCAAAACCACCAAAGAAAAACACCAGCUUUGUCAUCGCCAUCUCCAUCACCUCCGUCGUAUUCGUUAUCGUCGUCGUCUCCUCCGCCGCUUACCUCUUCUACAAGAUAAAAAACGCCGACGUGAUCGAGUCCUGGGAGCUGGAGUGCGGCCCUCAUCGGUUCUCCUACAAAGAGCUGAAGCGAGCCACCAAAGGUUUCAGAGACCGCGAGCUCCUCGGUUUCGGCGGUUUCGGCAAGGUCUACAAAGGAACUCUCCCGGGAUCCAAAGAGGAAGUCGCGGUGAAGCGCGUCUCCCAUGAAUCCAGACAAGGGAUACGCGAGUUCGUGGCGGAGAUCGCGAGCAUCGGUCGGCUCCGGCACCGGAAUCUAGUCCAGCUCCAAGGCUGGUGCCGGCGCCGCGGUGAUCUCAUCCUCGUCUACGACUACAUGCCGAAUGGCAGCCUCGACAAGUACCUCUUCUCCGACCCCGAAACACAGCAACCACCAAAACCCCUGCUUUCAUGGCGCCAGAGGUUCCACAUUCUCAAAGGAAUCGCUUCAGCUCUCUUAUACCUCCACGAAGAGUGGGAGCACAUCGUCAUCCACCGCGACGUCAAGGCAAGCAAUGUGCUUCUCGACGGGGAACUGAACGGAAGGCUCGGGGACUUCGGAUUAGCGAAGCUCUACGAGCACGGGGCAAACCCGAGCACCACCCGUGUCGUCGGCACCUUGGGGUAUCUGGCGCCCGAGUUGACACGUACCGGCAAGUCGACGACGAGCUCGGACGUGUUCGCUUUCGGGGCGGUGGUGCUGGAAGUGGUGUGUGGUCGACGGCCGAUAGAGCCGAAGGCGUUACCGGAGGAGUUAGUGCUCGUGGACUGGGUUUGGGGUCUCUGGGCGGCGGGGAAAUGGGAGGACGUGGUGGACCCAAGGCUGAACAUGGAUUACGAUAGAAAGGAGGUGGAGCUAGCGCUGAAGGUGGGGCUUUCGUGUUCGCAUCCGGCGGCGUCGGCGAGGCCGAGGAUGAGGGAUGUAGUGAGGUACUUGGACGGCGGUGAGGUGCCGGAGGUGAGGAGCCCGCCGGAGGAAUAUGAAGGGAAGAGCCAGGUUGGGUUCGAUGACUACGUGCACUCGUACCCGUCGUCGUCGUUCGAGAAGGUGUCGUCGCAAUGCUCGGUGGCGGUCGGAGCCGGAGAAGCGGUGGUGGCGGUGGACAACCGGAAUGAAGUGGGGCCCUUUGGUUAUGCACCGCUGGCGUUGUUGUCACGUGGGAUGAAUGCAUGAAAAAACAGGGUGCUGGUGUUUUUUUUGGCUGUUUUGAUUGCUUUUCAUUUAUUGUAAAUAAAUGAGCUUUC